Molecule: messenger RNA, 738 nt
Organism: Theobroma cacao (cacao)
Lineage: Eukaryota; Viridiplantae; Streptophyta; Magnoliopsida; Malvales; Malvaceae
Product: small polypeptide DEVIL 19-like
Biological process (GO): negative regulation of cell population proliferation
Source: RefSeq, a predicted model, not a curated record
CCCACACGACCCCAAGCUCUACGUUGAGCUUUUUUUCUUGUCUAGCUGCUCUAGGAAAGUUUACUUUUGUAUUAGCCAUGGCUGAGUUUCACUCCCAACAAUACAACUGUGGAGUCAAGGCCUCUGCAAAGAGAAAGGGGCAUGGCUUCUCCACCAAGUGUGCUUCCUUGGUUAAGCAGCAACGUGCUCGACUCUACAUCCUGCGCCGCUGUGCCACUAUGCUCCUUUGCUGGUACAUUCAUGGUGAUGACUAGCAAGCCACAUCCUCAAAUUGUGUUUUCUUGAUCAGUCCCAUCUUCACCAGCAAUGAAUUCUAUACUCCCCAUUAAUUAGGCUUCAUCAAACAUGCUAACCCUGUUUGGUUCUAUGGGCUACGGUGCUGUAUGUCUACAAUUUUCUCCUAGUUUCCUUUUGUGUUUUUGACCUGAUUGGAGCAAUCCCAUUGGGUUUGAGGGGAACAGGAGAAGUUUAUGGCCGCACUCUUUGCUUUUUCACCAAGCUGAUUUCAAGCAUGAUCUUGGUGGAGUUGGUAUAUGACUCUUAUGUAAUAACAAAAGUUGUUUGCCUGUUGCUAUUAAGGUUAAGUGUAAACUUUGUAUUAGGCCUUUUUAAAGUAUAUCACUUUUUCUUUUUCCUGCACUUACCCAACCCUCACAAUUCAUUUUGGGUAAUUGGAGAAGUGCCAUAAAUUAAGCAAUAGCCCUGAAGAAAGAAUGGAGGAAACACUUACAGACUCAC